Messenger RNA from Bradysia coprophila, 1822 nucleotides. Its product is annotated as baeyer-Villiger monooxygenase-like. Gene Ontology annotation, molecular function: flavin adenine dinucleotide binding; N,N-dimethylaniline monooxygenase activity; NADP binding. The record is from RefSeq and is a predicted model, not a curated record. Lineage: Eukaryota; Metazoa; Arthropoda; Insecta; Diptera; Sciaridae.
UUUACUUUAGUAGCAAGACAAGUUUACACCGGUCGUGCUACUGACACAAGUAACGGCUGCAAGUCAUUAGAUAAAAUAAUAUCGUUCAAUAAGAAUCAAACCAAUCGAAACCAGCCAUAAAAAUGGAAAUAGAAGACACACUCGAUGCCCUAAUUGUUGGUGCUGGAUUUUCGGGACUUCAUGUUUUGUACAAGCUUCGAAAGGAAGGAUUCAAUGUUAAAAUACAUGAAACAGGUGAUGGAAUAGGUGGAACAUGGUUCUGGAAUCGUUAUCCGGGAGCGAGAACAGACAGCGCUAAUACAUUUUACCAAUACAUGCAGGAUGAAAUAUGGCAAGGGUUCGAGUGGACGGAGAGAUGUGCUGGCCAAAAACAAUUGUUGGAUUAUUUUGAGCACGUCGACAAGAAGCUGUGUCUGAGCAAAGACAUUCUAUUCAGAACGAAGGUGAUUUCGGCUGAGUUCAACACAACUCGAGGUAAAUGGUUGGUUAAAAGUGAUAACGGCAACGUAAUUCACACUUGGGCCAGGCACUUAGUUCUGUGCACCGGAUUCGCGGAAAGACGAUACACUCCGCCGUUUAAAGGUUUGAACGAUUUUAAAGGAGAGAUUUAUCACACUAGCUUGUGGCCAGAUAGGGUAGUGAGUUUUAAAGGGAAACGUGUAGCUGUAGUAGGCACCGGGGCAUCUGGCGUUCAAGUUAUUCAGGAAAUUGCCGGUGAUGUAGAACAUCUAACCGUAUAUCAACGAACUCCUAAUCUAGCGCUGCCCAUGCAACAGUCGACUAUUGAUAAUCAGAGUAAAUGGAAAUUUCCUCACCACUCCAAAUAUCAAGAGCUUUUUGAAGGUACGCGCAGAUCAUUUUUCGGAUUAGAUAGAAAUUUUGCAGAAAUAAACGCAAUGGAUGUACCCGCCGAUGAACGACAUCAGUUCUAUGAAUACUUAUUUGCAGAGGGUGGAUUUGCCUUCAUACUCGGAAAUUAUCAAGAUGUGUUAACAAGUGAAGAAGCCAACGGCGAAGCAUAUAAAUUUUGGUGCGAGAAAACAAGAGCGAGAAUUGACGAUCCAUCGAAAAAAGACAUUUUAGCCCCAAUCGUUCCACCUCAUCCUAUAUUUGCGAAGCGUUGUUCAUUAGAACAGCGAUACUACGAAGCUUACAACCGAAAUAACGUCGACAUUAUAGACAUUCGACAAUCCCCGAUCAUUGAAUUCACCAGUUUAGGAAUUAGAACUGAACAAGAAGGUCUGACGGAAUUCGAUAUAAUAGUUCUAGCUACCGGAUUCGAUUCAAUUACUGGUGGAAUACUGAACAUCAACAUUACUAAUGGAAAUGGAGAAACACUGCAGGACAAAUGGAAAGAGGGAACUUGGACCAAUCUUGGUUUGAGUACUGCGAGUUUUCCUAACAUGUACUUUUUAUAUGGUCCACAAGCUCCCACUGCAUUAAGUAACGGUUUGACAUGUAUCGAGAUCCAAGGUGAUUGGAUUGUUGAAUUGAUGGUGUAUAUGAAAGCUCACAAUAAAACAACGGUUGUGGCAACGAAAGCGGCCGAAAAUGGUUGGAAAAGAAAGGUGAAUGAUGUUUGGAAUUUAACUUUGUUUUGUGGCACUGCGUCUUGGUAUAAUGGCGGUAAUGUUCCUGGAAAACCAGUAGAGCCUCUGAAUUAUGCAGGCGGUAUUCCUGCGUAUAUAGCUGCUUUGACACUCUGUGCAGAGAAUGGAUAUCAAGGAUUUGUCCUUUCAUAAAAAUUGUAAAUUUUUCUAGAAAACAAAUGAUUUAGUCAAAUAAUACUAAGUUUUUGAAGAGAUUAUCGGAGUGCCCACUC